AGGGCAUGAUAAAAGAGAUAUCCGUCUCUUGCUUUAUUUCGUCUAGUACGGCUGAGUGAGCUGCAGAAUUUGAACUGAUUCGUUUGUCUUUGUCAACGUUUUACUUAUUCAUUGUUCUCCUCCUCUUCAUCAUCUGAGAGCUUCUUGUAAGGAACAUUCACAUUGAUUGUUAGUCUUCACUUGUCUGUUGUUUACUUCUCCUUUCUAGUGGUCAGCCUGACUAGCUACAUAUUUUUCUUGCUAGUUAGCCUUCUAAAAACGAACGAAGAUCAUGGGCCGUUUUGUGCGUCGCGCUGCGGCCGUCGGAUUCACCGCCGCUUGUGUACUGCCAGUUUUGAGUGUGAAAGUUGUCCAAGGUGGAGCCCCUUCUGAGGAAACUACUCCUAAGGAUGGUGGUAAGACUCUCGAACAUAGAGCCGUACCUGUUGAAAACGUGAAGUCGGCGUCCUCUGUUGGAAGCGGUAGAAAAAACGCGACCGCAGUUGAAGACCCUUACAUGGUGCACAACCCGGAAUCUUCAGAUGUCCCAAAGCUUCCUCCGCGAGCAGAUGACCUAAAGUUUCGCGUUCCGAUGUUGCCUACAACGGGCGCUUCAGCUUCAGCCUCCGCGAGUUCAGGAAAUCCUCCGCCCACCGAAAAUGCAACCUCGCGUGCGUUUUCUGGUCCUGUCAGGGAGAAGCAAGCAAAUGUUGUUCAGGACAAAGAAGCGAAUGUCGAGGCCGCAAAAGAGAAGGUCGAAGACAGAGAGGAUAAUGUCCUCUUUGUCGGAUUUUCUGGUGAGGGUCACCGCGACGACAAGCAAGUUAUAAAUAAUGGUGCCUCGUCGUCAUCUACUGGAAAGGCUACUACUGGUGACAAGACGAGAGCAGAAGAAAACGGCGAAAAAGAUGAAAUAUCCGCGGUAGUAAGUACGCCAGUCAUCGACGCAAAACCUUCUUCCCAUGGGGGGAAAGAAGACGACAAAGCAGCUGAUGUUGCGUCCGCUGCUGGUAAGAAAGAUGGCGUACCUUCCUCUUCCUCUGCUGGCGUUCAGGAAGUGCCUAUCCGCGUCUCGGAGGAUGUCGCGCUUUCCUCCACGACUGGCUUUCCUCGGAUUGAUGCGAACGCGAAAAGAGCCUCUAGGAGCGACGUCGCGCCGACCAGUGCUGCCUCCGCUGCGGCUAUUCCCGGUGAGUGUGACUCUGAGGUAGGAAGCGUUGGUGAACGCCGUGAUGGGGAUGAAUUGACUGAAGAGGCAGCCACUCCCGAGGAUGCUCGAUCAGUAGGUGUUGAGGAUGGAGUGGUAGAUGUUCUCUCAAGCGGCGACGAGGCUUUCGAGUGCCUUCGCAAGCCUCCAGCGUCACCGCGUUCGAACUCG
This is a messenger RNA of Amoebophrya sp. A25, 1357 nucleotides long. The record is from the annotation of a GenBank genome assembly. Lineage: Eukaryota; Dinophyceae; Syndiniales; Amoebophryaceae.